Molecule: messenger RNA, 1749 nt
Organism: Moneuplotes crassus
Lineage: Eukaryota; Ciliophora; Spirotrichea; Euplotida; Euplotidae
Source: the annotation of a GenBank genome assembly
UUUAAUUAAAAUGGAGAAUGAUAACUCGUACGACCAGGAUUCCUUUGAAAAAGAGCCCGUCAGGCCUAAGGGCGUUGAAAGAAGGGAUGAAGGAAUGUCCCCAAUAAAUGAUGAGAUGAACAAGCACAGAAAUCCCAACAGCCAAGAAGAAAGUGAUGACUUUAAUGACUACUCCAACGACAAUGAAGAGAUAGAAGAAAUGGUGUCCAUCAACAAUAAUUUGAAAUAAGGAGCUCCAACAGAUCAUCUCUACGGUAGAGUCCCAGUAUACUCGCAUGAAGGAAGAACGAAAACAGAAAAUAGAGCAGCUCAAAAUUAGAGAGGACGAGGAUAAAGAUGUUCGUGCAAAAGAGAUGAAGCUCAGAAUGGCCCAAGGCAAAGUCAAUAAACUUGAGAAAGAGAUCGGAUGGAUGAAGCAACAGAUCAACAAUGCUUAUGAUGUUGAUAACGUCCUAGCACUUGAAAAUGAACUGUCUCACAAUAGACAGGUUAUUAACAAGCUCCUUGGCCAGAAUAAGGGCCUUCUCAGUGUCAAGAAAGGACAAAGCUCAGCUAUGAAGAAGCUUAACCACGAUUCAGACGCGAACAAAAGGCUUGAAACUAUUAAGAAGGAAAUCAUGGAGACCAAGCAAAGCUUAAGAGAGAAGGCAGCCAAGAUUAGGGAGAAGGAGAAACAACUCCAAGAAAAACAAGCUGUCAAGUCCAGCUACGACGAGAGAUACAGAAAGCUACGAAUGAUGCUUCUGAAGCAUAAACAGUCCCAUAAGAAGAAUAAAGAGGAUAAAAUAUUGAUCAACUCAAUGGUCUCACAGAAGCAGAAGGAGGACACUGGGGAAGAUCCUGGCGAACUAGUCCAAGCUAAACUUGAUGAUGAGGCUAAAUAUAUUAAGCUUCACGCUGAUUUCGAGAAAGCUAUUGAGAAAGUAGAGCAGACCCUUGUAGAGAACCAGAUAAAACUUCGAGAUGAAAGCCGCAUUAUCCAACACAAUCAAAGAGUUAAAUAAGCUGAACCAGAUAUAUAAGAAAAAAAAGGAGAGAGAUGAACUCCAGAGACUCAAAGUUGAAGCGAAGCUAAAGAAAUUACAAGAAUCUACUAUUAAAAAGCAGAGAAGACUUGUUGAACAUCCUGGAGAUCACAUAGUGAAAGAAAAGGUCACCUUUGAUGACAAGAUCAGCAAGGCUUCUGAAGACGACAAAACCCAGGAUUUCUACCAAGAUCUGACUGAAGAUGGCGAUGAUGCCAAGAAACUAAGAGUAUCUGCCCAGGAAAAGUUAAAGAACAGCUCUUUCUCACAUCCAAACAAGAAGGAAGAGCCCAGGCCACUUGAAGACCCCCAGCAUUUGUCUAGAGAUAUCAACUUCAACGAGAAAGAACUGGAGCAUAAGUUUACGAAGAACACUUCAAAGAGCAUCUCAAAGACGAAUAAUGGCAUCAAAGAUGCCUUAAACGUUUCAAAGGAUAUCAUGAAUGUCUCUGAAGAUAUCCUCAACAAUAUCCCAAAUCAGCGUGAAAAGCCUAUUGCUAACCAGAGAAAGCCCCAGAAGGAAGACUCUGGGGAGAAAUUUGAGCUGAACUUUAAAGAUGGGCAUGUGCUAACCAAGCCAUUAGGAGGAGAUACCUCCUUCAAGAUAGAAGAUAGCCCAAAUAAGCCUAUCCAGGCUUCUUUGAAGAAGCCUGAUAACAUUGCAGAGCUACCAGCCAGAAGAAGUCAAUUAGCUAAGCCUAAUUUUGGUUUCAAAAAGAAAUAA